Messenger RNA from Lolium perenne, 1575 nucleotides. The record is from RefSeq and is a predicted model, not a curated record. Lineage: Eukaryota; Viridiplantae; Streptophyta; Magnoliopsida; Poales; Poaceae.
AUGUCUACGAACCAAGAACCAGGCAUCUCCAGAACAGGAAGAUUUCCAGUGGGAUCUUCAGAUCAGGUCCCUGGUACUCAUGGAGUGGAUUUCCUUGAUCUAAAUGAGGUUCCUUUUGAUAUUAAUGGGGAACCUGGUAUCUUACCUCCCAAUUAUUUUACACAACUGUUGGAUGAGGCAAUUGACGAGUCACCACAGCCACCUGUGAACAAUCACGCCCCGGUUGUUACUGUAGAACCUGCUGCAACAAAUACAUACACAGGUCCUCUUGUUGCUACUACAGACACUACAACAAUAGCACAAGAUGGAAAUGAGGAUGAGGCUUCGUCCCAGCCAAAUGACCCCCAUGUUGGCAUGCGCUAUGAUACGUUGGAGGGGGCUAAGGAGCACUACAAUGCACAUGCUGCAAGGAAAGGUUUCUCUGUGAAAGUAAAUAGUAACAGGAGGUCUACAAUCACCGGAGAGAAACAGAAACAGCAGUUUACUUGCAACAAAUUCAGGAGACCAAGGAAAGAUGAUGGUGGGGCUGAGUUGCAAGUUGAUGUUGGGCCAAUUCCUGAUUCUGUGUCUGAAGAUGAGGCUGAUAUUGAAAAUACAGAGCUUGCUUCCGUUGUGGCUGAUCUUGCUGCUCAAGGGCGAAAAGAAAAGGCGCCCAAGAAGCGUAAAAGAGAAAAUAUUGUGCACACGUUUUGCAAGGCCCAGAUGGUUGUGAAGUUAAUUGAUGGAAGAUGGGAGGUUAUCCACUUUGUGCCUGAGCAUAACCAUCCGCUUAUCCACAAACCAUCUCUCACAAAAUAUCUGAGGUCACACCAAGGCAUGCCAAAGGAGGAAAAGGAAUUUGUGAAGAAUCUUCACAAUACAAAUUUGACAGCUGAAAAUAGUUUGGAAAUUUACUGCAGAGACAUAUAUUUGAGGUUCCGGAACGAGUUUGAGCUGAUUGGGAGGUACAAUGUGUUACCAUUUGGUUGCAACUUUUACAAGCUUGAGCCAAACAGGGGAUGGUGCGCAAAAUAUGGUACUAGGACCUACCUGGUAACCGCUAAUAAGGAAGAAGGGACGUAUUACUGUGAGUGCUCCAAGAUGGACAGGGAUGGUAUACUUUGUUGCCACAUCUUAAAGAUCUUCACCCACCUUGGUGUUGAUGAGAUACGCCAGCAGCGAUUCGUUGAACAGCCAGAUGUUAUGCCUCCAGAAUCACAAGUGCAAUUGCGGCACGCGAACCUUAAUAUGGGAUUCACAAAACUUGCCCGUAUUGCUAGUAGAACAGACGCAGCUACUGCCAUUGUUAACAAACAUUUGAGAGCUGCAGCAACAGAGAUAUCUCACUUGAACAAGUCGCUCAAGAAGAAGAAGCCUGUCUCAGCAGUCCCGUCCACUAGUGCACCUGAUCAGCCUACGAAACCUAGGGACCCGGCAAAAACAACGACUAAAGGGAGGACUAAGGAGCACCGUACAGUUUCAGCUCUUGAGUUGCAUCCAAAGAAAAAAGUUCAGUGUCACACUUGUGGUUCGUUCGAGCACAAUUCUGCAACUUGCAAGCUUAGGUUUCUGUAGUACUGCAGAAACACAAGUCCU